This is a messenger RNA of Aspergillus campestris IBT 28561, 1000 nucleotides long. RefSeq lists its product as uncharacterized. The coding region runs from base 194 to 940 and encodes 248 amino acids. NCBI's taxonomy places the organism in Eukaryota, Fungi, Ascomycota, Eurotiomycetes, Eurotiales, Aspergillaceae. The transcript is spliced from 4 exons. The record is from RefSeq and is a predicted model, not a curated record.
CCUCCUGUCUAAACAAUCUUUGUCCGGGGGAACAAGCUUCCUCUACUUCCACUUCAACGUGCUACUCUUCUUGUCCUUGUUUCUCCUUCCUUUCCUCUCGAUAUCCUCGUCGCAUCGAUGCCGAUCCUCGCUCUCUUCUCUCCGUUAUAAAGCCGGCCUGUAACAGAGAAUCGCGCGAGCGAUAGAGCGAAAUAUGGUGGACGUUCCCAAGGUCCGCGAGGCCCUGUCCCAGGUCACUCACUCCACGUGCAUCGUCAUCCGCUGCCUGAGCACAGGUCGGGACUCGCAAGAAUCAUCGCAGCGGGCCCUUGUUCUCCUGACUGACAUCUUGGACCUGCUGUAUCGUGUCAAAGACCUGAUUAGCUGGGGGUCGGAGAAAUGGCUCGUCGAGCCGACGCGGCUUGGAGCUUUGGCGGAAUUGGUCGCGCUCUUCGGGUCGACAAUGAGAUCCAUUGAGCUGUAUUUUCAACCGGGCGGCGUGGGCGUCUGCUAUUUCAGGAAACACCUGCUGGAGAAAACGUUCUUGCCCCGCUUGGAACAGUAUAAAAUUAUACUGCUACUGUCGAUGCAGUCGGAUUCGGGUGAGAGGUCGUCGCUGGAUCGGGAGAUCAGAAAUAGCCUCAAGCACAACCGUGAGGCCGAGUCCGGACCAAAAGUUGACCUUGAGUUCGAAGAAGACGUUUUGAGGAUCACCAGCCGAUCGUCUUCGGAGCACUACAUCACUCUGGCAGAUUUGUGCAACCGGCGACUCAGGGGCAGCUGUCGGUGGAUUUUUGAAGAUAGUCAAUAUAAGCGCUGGUUGCUUGGCUCUUUCAAAACACUUUAUUGUGUCGGUCCGCGUAAGGUUAUCGUCGCCUCAUCCGCCGUUAUGAUCAUACUGACAGUCUACCGUGUGGGAAGCCGGUGCAGGGAAGACCUUCUUAUCAUCAGUCAUUGUUGAUUCUUUGCAGCGAACGUUCACGUCACCGGACGUCGCAACGGUCUGCGUAUACUGUCAGGA